AUGACUAAAAGACUAAAAAUACAUAAAUCAAAUGAUGAAUUUUUAUCCAUUCUUCGUGAACCCAAACCUAAUUUGGCGCCACGCUCUAUAAAAUCAGUAGAAGAUGCGAUUGAUAGAACCCCAGAAUAUACAGCCUUCAUAAAAAGUCUUGAAGAGUUCCAUAAAGAUCACGGAACUACUUUUCAAAAAGAACCUGUUUUAGGAUCAAAGAAAUUAGAUCUGUAUAAAAUUUAUCAAAUGGUGAUUGCUGAGGGGGGUUGUGAAAGAAUAUGCGCAGAGAAAUCAUGGAAAAAAAUAUGCGAACCUUUUAAUUUUCCACAAACUUGCACAAAUAGUGCUUUUGUGAUGAAAAAUAUUUAUAUAAGAUUCUUGGAACCAUAUGAAUUAGAACAUUUUUGGGGUAAAAAAGUUCCUUAUGCUCCUGUUCCAUCAAAUCGAGCUUUAAAGAUUGUACCAUAUGAAAUUCCAAGAAAUGAAUGUAAGAUAAUUGACAACACCAUUUUGUAUAUUUUAUUUUUAUUUUUAUUUUUGUGA
Messenger RNA from Entrophospora sp. SA101, 534 nucleotides. Lineage: Eukaryota; Fungi; Glomeromycota; Glomeromycetes; Entrophosporales; Entrophosporaceae. The record is from the annotation of a GenBank genome assembly.